This is a messenger RNA of Annulohypoxylon maeteangense, 1818 nucleotides long. Its product is annotated as SET domain-containing protein. Bases 10 to 1461 code for a protein of 483 amino acids. Gene Ontology annotation, cellular component: nucleus. Gene Ontology annotation, molecular function: protein binding; protein-lysine N-methyltransferase activity. Gene Ontology annotation, biological process: peptidyl-lysine monomethylation. The record is from RefSeq and is a predicted model, not a curated record. NCBI's taxonomy places the organism in Eukaryota, Fungi, Ascomycota, Sordariomycetes, Xylariales, Hypoxylaceae. The transcript has 3 exons.
ACAAAAAAUAUGUCGGACCCAGCAUUCGACUCCAAAACCGCAACGUUCUUGGAAUGGUUCCGAGCCUGGCCGGGUGCAACUUUCCACCCGGAUAUCAAGAUUGAGGAUCUCCGCAAGACGGGAGCGGGUAGAGGAAUUGUCGCUACUGCGGAUAUCCCUCAGGACACAAUUCUGUUCAACAUUCCGAGGACGGCAAUCAUUAGCACGCAGACUUCUGAUCUCCCAAGACGCAUACCACAAGUCUUCGAGACCACAGGCUUAGAAGAUGCGGACAAUGAGGCAGAUGAAGACGGGAGUGAGACUAGCGGUCCUCCAGAUAACUGGGUCUCGCUUAUUCUUAUCAUGAUCUACGAGUACUUCCAAGGGGAAAAGUCGCGAUGGAAGCCUUACUUCGAUGUACUUCCUACUCAAUUCGAGACGCUGAUGUGGUGGUCGGAGCAAGAACUCCAAGAACUGCAGGCCAGUGCGAUAGUUGGGAAGAUUGGUAAAGAUGAGGCCGACGAGAUGUUUCGCACUAGGGUGCUGCCAGUAAUAGAAGAGCAUGCAGAUGUCUUCUACCCGGAUGGAUCCCAAAGGCUUGGCGAACAGCAACUUGUAUACCUCAGUCAUCAAAUGGGUAGCACCAUAAUGAGUUACGCUUUUGAUUUAGAGAAUGAUGACGAAGAGAAUGACCCAGAAAAUGACGACGAGUGGGUGGAGGAUAAGGAAAGUUCCCUUAUGAUGGGUAUGGUCCCGAUGGCGGAUAUUCUGAAUGCUGACGCUGAAUUCAACGCUCACGUCAAUCACGGCGAAGACAGCUUGUCUGUCACGACACUCCGGCCAAUUCCAGCUGGCACUGAAAUACUCAAUUACUACGGUCCUCUCGGCAAUGGGGAGUUGCUAAGACGUUACGGGUACGUAACAAGCCACCAUGCUCGAUAUGACGUUACGGAGAUAUCCUGGAACUUGAUAUUGUCUGUAUUGAAAGAUGUCAUCACGGUUGAUGAAUCGGUUUGGGGUAAAGCAGUCAAUGAGCUCGACGUGGAGGAGAUUGAAGAUGCUUUUGUUAUCGAACGAGAUUCAGGAGAGCCAGAUUCUACAGGACAUCUUCAGGAAGAAGCCCCUCUUAAAGAAAUCCCCGCGGAUCUGAUGGACCAACUCCACACGAUACUUAAAGAAAUCCGAAAGGUCAGCCCAACAACGAUUCCCGACAAAGCUACACGAGAUGAGAUCGCACUAGCAGCCAUACAUCGUGCCCUCGAGUUAAGAUUGGCCCAAUAUCCAACGAGUCAAGCAUUCGACUUCAACUUAUUGUCCGGCGAUAAGGUUUUCGGUCGGCAGAAGAUGGCCUUGGCUGUGCGAUGGGGCGAGAAAGCGCUGCUGCAAGAAGCGAUUAACUUUACACAGGAGAAGUUGUCAAAGGUCAGAUCAAAACCUGAUCAAGAAAGUGAACCAUACGCGAAAAGACAAAGGAUGAGAUGAAGUCGUAAUCAUGCCAUCGUCACAAAUCUUAUGCAGGUCGGGAUUCUGGCUCCCACAGUUUUCUUCCGAACUAUGAUUAGCCACGUGUGUGUGCCAGCCUGGCGGCCUGACGUCCGGCACAGCAGUGAAAAUUAAUUAAGUGGUGCAGAUUGUGCAGAUGGUGGAAAUGGUGUUGAUAUUUUACUCCCAAAUCGACGUUUCGUGGCUGCGACUGGCUGCUGGGGCGUUGAUCACAGCUGUUAUUUUCCGACGGAUCUGCUGUAACUUAUCACGUUUACUGGCUGGGCGAUGUUGGAAAUACAAGGACUGGGGUUGCACAUAAGGUGUAGAUCAGAAAAUGGACAGUUUUAGUUUAGA